AUGAACGCCCAAUUCAACACUGCCUGGCUCGGCCUGGAGUGCGCGCAGAGCAUCGGCCGCAAUAACAUCCCUGUUACGUCUAGGCACUGCGGCGCUCGCGUUCAAGGUAAGUGUUCUGGCCAAGCUACGCGCGAGGGGGGUAUCGAGACUAAGGAGAUUGUAGCUGGAGAGAUGGCUUGCUGCAUCUGCGGGGGAGCCGUUCAAGAGGAACACACCGACUUCGCGCUUCGGUGGCCCAGGCUCACCACAUAUAUACGCCAGCUAUACAGGGAGAUAGGCGCGCGGCAAGGGAAGCCCGCAAACGCUCCGGCAGCAGCCAGGCCAAAUACCCAUCUCGCCGCGGCCGCUUCAGUAUUCGCCGAGGCCAUCGAGAGAGACCAGGCGGCCUUGUCAGUGAGCCGUCGCCUUUGCUCGACUCUAGAGAGGUCCCAGCGGGAACGGGCACUAAGUGACAUAAUGUCCAACGGGUACAGGCGUGGCGGGCCACGCGCGGGCGAGGUCCGCUGCAUCUUGCGGAACGCCGUGAGCGACGAGGGCAUCAUGGGCACGGCUGCCAUGGCCACGGCCAUAGCAGAAACAGAGGCAGCGUGGGAGGCGGCUGCCCACGCUGUGGCUGCAGCCGACUGCGAGGAAGGCAGACUACAGCGUGCAUCGCCGCUCACCGUAUGA
Molecule: messenger RNA, 669 nt
Organism: Trichoderma aggressivum f. europaeum
Lineage: Eukaryota; Fungi; Ascomycota; Sordariomycetes; Hypocreales; Hypocreaceae
Exons: 2
Coding region: 1-669 (222 amino acids)
Source: RefSeq, a predicted model, not a curated record